GUACUUGUGGACUGUAUACUGGAUACCAUGUACUUCGCUCCGAGACAGGUGGCAGCGCUGCUAUGUCUGCUGGUAGUGGCUGCAGCAGCUGAGGAGACCAAGGAGGCCAGGAGUAGCGACUCAGCUGAUCUCAAGACAGACGCCUCAGAGUCUACUGCCAGGACGUUUGGAAUAUUUUCGCCAGGAUAUGGAGGAGGAAAGUUCUUUGGUCCAGACUACCCAGGCUAUGGUUACGGCCCAUACCAUGGUUACGGUUACGGCCCGUACCCUAAUUAUGGUUACGGCGGCUAUGGCCCGUACCAUCCACAUCACAGACCAUAUCCAGGAGGUUAUGGUGGUUAUGGUGGUUAUGGAGGCUAUGGAGGCUAUGGGGGUUACGGGGGCUAUGAAGGCCCUUACGGUAGACCUGGCUACGGCUCAGGUUUUGGAAGAUUUUCAGAGUACGAUGGGCCAGCUAGUAGACAAACUUAUUACAACUCAGGUUACGGAGGCUACGGAAAUCGCUAUGGCGGAUAUGGUGGAUACGGAAGCGGCAACGGAGGGUACGGAAGCGGUUAUGGAGGAUAUGGAGGAAAUUACGGAGGAUAUGGAGGCGGUUACGAUGGAUAUGGUGGCUAUCCCAACAGAGGCGGCUAUGGUGGAUACGGUGGCUACGGAGGUUAUGGAAGCUCUGGUGGUUAUGGGUAUGGUGGCUACGGAAACAGAGGAUAUGGUUCUGACGGUUACGGAGGAUAUGGUGGAUACAGAGGAGGGUACGGCGGUUAUGACAGAGAUUAUGGUUACGGCAACAAAGGAGGAUAUGGUGGUUACGGAGGAUACUCAGGAUACAGAGGAGGAUACGACGGUUACUCAAACUACAGGGGUUGAAAAUAUCCCUAAGGACAAUCUUAAGAACUUUAAAAGUCGACAGUUUGAGUUUUGUUUUCUAAAAUAUUUCUUCAGUCACAAGUUACCUUAUGAACCAGAAACUGUUUCUAUUUAUGUGUAAAUCAGAGACCAAAGUGUAAAUCUGUGUGUAAAGUAGCUAUUUAUUUAGGUACUACGUUAAUAAAAAUUUUUUUACUAAAA
Messenger RNA from Macrosteles quadrilineatus (aster leafhopper), 1068 nucleotides. Its product is annotated as keratin-associated protein 6-2-like. The transcript has 7 exons. The record is from RefSeq and is a predicted model, not a curated record. Lineage: Eukaryota; Metazoa; Arthropoda; Insecta; Hemiptera; Cicadellidae. The coding region runs from base 28 to 867 and encodes 279 amino acids.